Messenger RNA from Thamnophis elegans (Western terrestrial garter snake), 4563 nucleotides. RefSeq names its product testis expressed 14, intercellular bridge forming factor (gene TEX14). Gene Ontology annotation, molecular function: protein binding; protein kinase activity; ATP binding. Lineage: Eukaryota; Metazoa; Chordata; Lepidosauria; Squamata; Natricidae. Gene Ontology annotation, cellular component: kinetochore; intercellular bridge; midbody. The record is from RefSeq and is a predicted model, not a curated record. Gene Ontology annotation, biological process: male meiotic nuclear division; intercellular bridge organization; protein phosphorylation.
ACCAGGAAUCUGCCUGGUGCUUUUGGGGAAAGCCUCAGUCAGAACACUAUUCUGUAUUUUCCUAGCAAGACUCGGAUACGAAGUUCUCACUUUGUAGGGAAGACGGGCAGCACCAAAUUUAACGAAGAAAUGAAAUCAAUUGAGUGGAAGUUUUUCUCUUCUCGUUCUGUAGGAAUCUCCACCCAUUCGGUCAACUCCUUAGGACAAACUCCGCUCUUCACAGCUGCCUUGCUCGUGGGUAAACUGGUGGACAUCCUCUUGGAUUAUGGAUCGGACCCCAACCACCGCUGUUAUGACGGCACCCCUUUCCACGCAGCGGCCUUUUCCGGAAGCCAGUUCAUUCUUAGCAAACUGCUGGACGCAGGCGGGGUGCGCUUCCACGACAAGGAUGGGAGGACCCCGCAAAGCUGGGCCGUGACCGCAGGGAAGGAAAGCAGUGCGCAGGUGGUUAGGUUUAGGUUUAAGUGUUAGUCGUCCUGCAAACCAGUCCUUGAUUUAUUGAGGAAAGUGGACUCCCCCAGAGCCUUAGUGCACAGCCCUUCCAAGUUUGGGGGUUUACUCAAGGUUCUCCAUCUCGUCCUUCAGGGCAACGGACAGUCCUCUUGGGAGGUUCAUGAAGCGUGCGAGCAGCAUGUCGCAAGAAUCUUCAGUUUCGGCUUUGGGAAGUUUUUUCUCACCAGCAAGAGGCAGCUGGGCUACCUGGCUUCCAUCCCCAUCAUCGCGGACAAGGAAGUGGUUCAAGCCGAUGACGAGCCCACCUUCUCUUUCUCCACGGGCCCACUCUUUCUCCCCACAGCCUGAUGUUGGGGAGGCAGCCGCGUGACCGUCAAGGAGCUGAACACAGCCUCCCAACAUUGCAGCAAGCUGCGCCUCUCCGACCUCCUCUUGGCUGAGCAGGAGUACAGCAGCCAGCUUCACCACCCUCACCUGCUGCUGCUGAUGGCCGUCUGUCUGUCCAGCGACUUGGAGAAGACUCGGCUGGUGUUCGAGAGGGUGAAUUUCGGGUCUCUCUACAGCAUCCUUCACGAGAGGCGCUCCGAGUUCCCUGUGCUGCACAUGGAAACGAUUGUGCACCUGCUGAUGCAGGUGAGCGACGCCCUCCGCUACCUCCACCUGCGUGGCUUCAUUCACCGGACCCUCAGCUCUUACGCCGUGGUGAUUGUACUGACUGGGGGAAGCGAAGCUGACCAACUGGAGCACAUGAUUGAAAGCAAAGACGGAGGGGAGCGCAGUGACCUGACCCGAGUGCCCAUCCCUCCUCAGCUGUACAAGUGGUGCGCCCCAGAAGUGAUCCUGGAGCGGACAGCGACUGUCAAGUCUGACGUCUACAGUUUUUGCGCCGUCAUGCAGGAGGCGUUUACAGACACAGUUCCCUGGGAGGGAUUGGACGGUCCGUCCAUCAAAGAUCGCAUCACCACCGGCCAGUGGUUAGAAGCCGAUGCCAGGCUCUCCAAGCCGUAUUACGACAUGGUGAAGACAGGCCUGGAGUCCAGACCCAAGCAGCGCACGAUGAACCUGCAAGAUAUCCGCUACAUUCUGAAGAACGACUUGAAGGAUUUACUAGAAUCUCGCAAGCACCGUCCCGAGGGACAUCCGGAAUCUCCCAAGCCUGAAAUCCAAGCCAAUAUCAAUAUCUGUUUGCCUUCCGCCUCGGCUUUCGAGGUUAAGAAGCCAAGACUGCAAGAAGAAAAGGCUCACGUAGUCCGGAGUUUCACCACCACCAGAUGCGCCCUUUCCUCGCCGGAGAACAAACCCGUCGUCGUCCAGGUCUCCGAGCCGGUUCUCCGCACAGCACAGUCGAGCCCCAUGUUAGAGGAAUGUUUGAGCGACGUCGUCCAGGUCUCCGAGCCGGUUCUCCGCACAACGCAUUCCAGACCUUUCUUCAACAGAUGCUUGCAAGACGCGGAACAGGACAGCAACGCCAACCUGAGCUUGUCCAGCGUGCAAAUUAACGAGAUAUACACUUGCUAUCCAGAGCUGGGCGAAGAGACGGAGGGGGACGAAGAGACGUCGAGAACCGAGCAGGACCCCGAUUCCCACGGAAGAUCGCCAGGCUCUCCCGGCGAUACGGCCGAUUUCUCUCCCCCUCGACUCAUCAAGAUCCGAGACCGCGAGGCGAGUCUGUCCUCGGACAACGAAACGGAAUACAGUCACGAGGACCUGAGCGGCUUCUCGGUAAUGAACGAGGUGCUCAAGGGCGCCCACGGCAAACACGAGAACGUCCAGUCCCAGUUCGAGCACAAAUUCGGCAAGUGCGUUCUCGAUCUCAAGAUCUGCCAAACUUUGCUCCAGCAAGCUACGGAUUCCCUUUCCCGCACCGAAACCAAACUGGGCCCGCUGCAGCGUUUCGACAAACCUCAGGAGCUGUUUUGGGGCGCCCAGGCAAAGGAACAACUCCCCGUCGGGAUUCCUGCGCCCGGUUGCCAGGAGAAGCUGGAGAGCAUCUUGAGAAAUAUUCAACCUCCCUCCAACGGCGACCGCGCCCUGCAGUGGAAGACGGUGGGUCCUCCGACGGAGGCCUACGUGCCACCGCCGUUCCGUGUUCCGGGGGCAUACAGAUCCCGGGUGAUCCCGUCUUACCAAUCAUCUGAAAACAGACCCAAAAGUGCCAACCACAGCCCGGAUACCACCUACUGGAGCGAUUUUGGACCGGAAACAGCCAAAAGUCCCGUAAAUCCAAAAGGAACGGAGUCGAACUAUCAGCUCUUGCCCCAAGGGGUGACCUUCAGGAAGAAGAAGAGCUCCCAGCUGCGUCGAGGCAGUUCAAUGUUGGACGGGAUCAAAAUUACAGAUGGGUCCUUGAAAAAAACAGCUCCUGAAAUCUACGAAGCAAAUUUGAGAAGCGAGGAGAGGAGAAUGGCCCAGUUGGAAUGGACAACUGAAGUGAAGCAGAUGGCCAAGCAGGCGGCUGCGGGGCAGCUUCAUUUACCGACGCAGCACCCUGCCAGCAGGUGGAUGUUGCAGAGCGAGGCGCAGGACCUCCAGACAGGUUUCCCCAGCCCCACCAUCUGUGAGCGGGUCCGAUUCUACCAGGAGAACGGCGAGGCAGGGAGGACGCAGCGCACCAGGGCCGUCGGGGACCACAAAGUGCGUUGCGAUCAAGAAAAGCAGAAAAAUCCAGACGGGGCGUUAGGAAGAGUCCCAGGCCUGGAGAAGGAAGGAAGAGACAGUUCGGUUCCAGCCUGCGAGACUGGUGCAGCGCCACGCAAGCCGGUUUUCCUUUCUCUUCCGUCGGAGGAUUCUUGCCGGGAGCAUCUGGAAGAGGUGACCCACUCAACAUCGACAUCCCUUAACAUAUCCGAGGAAUUUUUCACUCCGGACACCGACUACUUUUUGGGUAGUUCUGCUCCUCCCGAGCUUUCAGAAUUGGAAUAUUCAACAGCUGAGGAAAAAGAAGACGAUAUUUUAGGAAGAACGGAGGAAAUUUCCGGGCAGAAAGAAAAGUUGAAAAAACAUCAAGGAAUCUGGAGUCAGAAAGCACAUCCCAUCAAUUCAGGGCAGAGACGAGAGGGUUCCUGUGGGACAGGUACGAACUAUAUCCAUGACAACCUGCCAAGGGGAGACGUGUUUACUUCCGCAAACGGCCCCGGGGUGGCGCAACGCGGAUGUCUCGGUGAGCCUGCGAGAGAGUUUGGAGCAGAAGACACAUCCCUUGGAGCUAUUCAAGAAAUGUCCAGCAUCAACUUCAAGGAUUUGUCAAACACGUCAGCUGUGAAAACUCCAAGAAAUUCGAACUCCCCCAUUCAGACCAGCACCCCGGUCAGCCCCGUGAAUCCACCCCCGAAAUUUUCCUCCACCGUCACGAAAUACAAGGAUUAUUGUGUGAUGACGAUAGAUACCUCUUGUUGGGCCAUGCACGACGUUUCCUUGUUGGGAGUCACUACGUUUCCCGCACCUUGUGAAACAAGGGUGAUGAUAGAAGAGGCACCUCCUGCCCCACUUCCAUCAUUCGGCCUCGUACAGCAUGACGGUAACUUUUGGCUCCCCAUCUCGAAUCUGGCAGAACCAGGAAUGGAGAUUCCUCCUGCUCAGCAAAACCCACCCCAAAGAGGAGAUCCGCUGGAUUCAAAAACACCCGGGAAGCCAGAGGAGAAGGAAGCGCCCAGCGCCAGCCAAACGGAGGGCAGCCUGUGGUUGAUGGGCAGCGUCUGUCAGGCGGAGGAUACAGAAAGAGCUAACUCAAGCCUUGACAAAGUGUUGGAAUUUCUUUGUCCGACUGCCGAUAGCCACGACAUAAAUAAGGGCCUGCCAGAUGCCAUCCAGAGGGGGGAGCUGAGCUAUGCCCACCACGGGAACAUCGAGAUGAAGGGAGGAGCCGAAGAAAGUUUCAGCGAGUCCGAAGGCUCCAUCGAAAAUGUUGAAGGACUUUCUUAAGACCCAUGAGAUAAAACGGACUCUCGGCUGGCUAAUUGAGUGACUCCCGUUUCUUUAUUUUAUUUUAUUUUUCUCCCCGUGCGUUUGUUGGAAAACAAACUUUUGAAAAAGGGGAAGGGGGGCAGGAUUUGCUGCAAAGGCACUCGGUGGCUAGAAGAACGGGAGUUUGCAAUAAAUCCGUCUUUUUCA